Molecule: messenger RNA, 3170 nt
Organism: Cuculus canorus (common cuckoo)
Lineage: Eukaryota; Metazoa; Chordata; Aves; Cuculiformes; Cuculidae
Gene: RIBC2
Product: RIB43A domain with coiled-coils 2
Exons: 7
Coding region: 15-1154 (379 amino acids)
Source: RefSeq, a predicted model, not a curated record
CGCCGCCGCCCGCCAUGAGCCGGCUGUGGGUGCAGCGAGAGCGGCAGGAGGCGGCCGCCCUGGAGAGGCGGCGGCAGCGGGAACUGCAGCGGCAGAGCCGCAUCUUCAACGCGCGAGUCCGAACCAUCGGGGUUGAUAAAAAUGCACUGGAUAGCCAGGUCAAGGAUAGGAAAAUUCAAGAAACAGCUGAAAAAGCAUGGAAUGAAGAAUUUGCUAAUGAAAUGAAGCAAAAUGACAAGAUCAUGUGUAUGUUAGAAGAACAACAGAAAAGUGCUAUCAGAAACAUAAAUAAGGAUAUUAAUGAAUUUCGGAAGAAUUUUCAGAAGCCAGAAACAAGACGAGAAUUUGACCUGUCUGAUCCACAAGCCCUGAAGAAGGAUAGAGCUGCUCGACUUUCAGACAAUGAUCCUCGAUGUACUGUGUCUGGCAUGCAGAAGUUUAUGGGUGAAGACUUAAACUAUGAUCAGAGGAUGAAAUUUCAAAAGGAGCAGUUAAGAGAGUGGUCUCUUCAGCAACAGAGAGAGUGGAAGAAUGCAUUAGCUGAUCAAAAAUUUGCAGAUGAUCUUUAUGACAAGAGUAGGAUUGAACUUGACCAAAAGACUAUGGAGCAACAACAAAAAGAAGAAGAAAAUAGGCGUGCUGUUUGUGUAGCUACUAAAGAUUUCAAUAGGGCUCAGGCUGCCGAAGUAGCUGAGAAAAAGAAGAUGGAAAAGUAUCAAAAAAUGAAAGAUGACAUGGAUGAAAUUUCUAGCCUCCUUCAGGGAGACUUCCUUUCUGAAAACCCUGAACAGGCAAUCAGUUCCUUUGGUAGACACCGUGUGAUCCCAGAUCGAUGGAAGGGAAUGAGUCAGGAUCAGCUGAUGGCAAUCCGUUCCUCUCAACAGCAACAAGUUCUGGAGAAACUGAGACUAAAAGAGGAAGAACGCCAAAAAGAAGCUGAAUGGGACAAGCAGAUUGUUCAGACUGCUAGAGCACUGUUGAUUUUAGAGCGGCAGCAACAACGACAGAGUCGGGAACACCGCCGAGCUUUAGAUAACGUAAAUGCAGAGCUAUCUCAGGAGCAGAAAGCAAAGAACAUUUAUCUUAAAGAAGAAGAAUAUUCAAAUGUUCCAACAGCCCAGUUUUAUGCACAGUUUAAUACAACCAGCCGGUGACAUUAUGGAUAAAUCAACCUGAGAUAUACAGAAGUAUGUAGACAUAUUAAAAUUCUUGAUUGUGCAAUCCGAUGUUUCGUUAUUUUGAUUUGUUCCUUAUGGUGUUCAAACAGUGUACUCAAACUAAAGAGCAGUCUGCUAGGUCACGUCUGUUCUGAGAAUAGAAAAACUUUUUAAUAGUUUUUGACUUGAUGUUUUUUCUAGAAACUACUAAUAGGUAUAAUAUUUUCCAUACCUUUAGAAAUAAAUUUCUGGAAAGAAAUAACAAUUUAAAAUAUAAUGAUACUUUAUGAAGCUUGGUCAGAGGAGGAUGUUCCCUGAUCAUCACAAGUGAUGCACACUUAGCAGGCACUGUGGGAAGGAAGAAAGAUGACCUAGGCAGAAAGUUUUGGAUUUGUUUAAGUCUAAUUUGGUUUUGUUUGGUUUUGGGGGUUUGUUUUUUUAUUUUGGUUUUGUCCUUUAAAAGAAAAAAGCAGCCAGAUACAAAAGCAAGCAACAAGGAAGAAAUGGGCAAGUUGGGCCAGAAAAUAUGGCUUCUAUUUUCUGAGUAGUAGAAAUAAGAAGAGAAGAUUUCAGUAUUUAUGGAGGUGAUUAUAGCAUUGAGGCAUGACACAGAAAAGCAAUAUGUUUUAUAAUAAUUGCAGAAAAGUAUGGGGGGUAGCAUUCCUACAUACACCAUUGCUCGUUAGAAAUAAUGGAGAAAACGUAAGAGCAGUGUGCCUCUAAAGGAGAGUGUAGGGAGAGUUUACACAUGUGAUGGAAGAGGGGUGAAAAAGCAGGUAUGCACUAAAUAAAAACAAUGAGAAAAAACUCAGCUUGUGCAGGUUAUUUCAGAGAAACUGUUCCCUGUCUUUAUGGUCACAGAAUUGACUUAGCAAUGGAAGAGCCAGUCAUUCAUAUUUGAAAAAUGGGCAAGUGAAACACAUAGGAAGAAAAUACAGAGAAGCAAUGUAAGAAACUAACUGCACAAGAGAAUUGAAUGAUUGAGAUAAUUAGAAAAUUAAAUCCGGAAGGGAAAGAGAUGGCGUACAGAGGACUGGAAAAGGGUUUAGAAGACUUAAUGAUCUAAACAGAAGAAAGAGUGAAAGACAGAUGAGAGAGAUUAAUCUAAACAUCCAAGACCUCUAAGACUAUGAUCUCUUAAUAAAACCAGAAAGCCCAUUUAUGAGAAUAGGCCUUGAAACAAAUACGUGUAGCUUGCCAGAAUCUGGGAUGCAAACCUGGGGUAAAAACAUCCCGAUGAUAUUAGCAUGAAGUCCACUGGUUGUUCUUAGUAUCAGGAUAAGUUAUAACUUUGAAUUCUGGUGAAAUAGGUUGAAGAUGACUAUAUCAAGCUAAGUAGGAAAGAUGUUUAAAGAAACUGAGGCUGAAGUAAACUCUAUAGGUUAUUCCAAUCUUUGUGAAAAUAAUGAAAAAUGCACGGUUCUCAAGAUAGCUAUUAUUAGGAGGCUUUUCAGAUGUUUGAAGGAAGCAUUCCUUGAAAGGGGACUGUUCAAACAGGUCUGUUUGCUCCACUGAAAUCCUAUGGAAUCAGGCUGAUAUGACUAAUUACCAUUUUGAACCAGGUAAUAAUACCAGAAGUUUGGAAAAGACCAUUGUAUUAAUUUAUCUAGAUGGAGAGGAGGAAGAAGAUCAAGUAAGAUGAAUAUGCAAAUGUGUAGAGAAGUGUCUUGGGACAGAAUUACCCGUAGCAAAAGUUAUGUCCAAAUUUUAGUGUAUUAAGACAACUGGAACUAAUUGCAGUUUAGAUAGAAACAAGGUAGAAAAGCAGUAGGACUGGGAUACAGGAAAUGAAGAAUGUGCUCUCCGGAAAAGUUGGAAGAUAAAGCUGAGAGGGGGUCUCACUUGCACCGUUGAUGAUAAGCCAGACUGCAAAGAAGUACUUUUCUAACAUGCUGGUAUUUGGAGAUCUAUUUAUUUGUCAGGCUGCGAUUCCCACGUGGCUGGAUGUCUUUCUAGUAUUACUGAAUACUGUAUUAAACUGACAAUCUCAGAAGUCCAGGCACUUGUCUUAGA